UACUGUGCGCAUGCGUUGUACAUUGAGUUUAGCGCGCGAGUUUACUUAAGGAGAGAUACUGCGUAGCUACAUUGGGAUACUAGGCCGUUUCGGAAGUUUUAAAACAUUUGCACACCUUUUUAAUACGUUAUUUACGCGGUGGCACCAUGUGGAAUCAGGGAGGCUACAGCGAGUCUGGAGUGGACGGGGGAUACACUCAGUCUCCUGGAGGAUUUGUUGCAUCCCAGGGAGGAGAGAAGAAAGGGAGAACGCGUGCCACACAAAUCAUCCCCUGCACAGUGUCUCAGCUGAUGUCCGCCUCACAAGCAGACGAGGCCUUCAAAGUGGGAGAUGUGGAGGUUACCCAGGUCACCAUUGUGGGCAUCAUCAGGAGUACAGACAAGUCUAUGACCAAUAUCCAGUACAAGGUUGAUGAUAUGACUUGUGCACCGAUGGAUGUGAAGCAGUGGGUGGACACUGAGGACCCGAGCGUCGACAGCGGCGUGCUGCCUCCAGGAACAUAUGUCAAAAUCUCGGGAAAUCUGCGAUCUUUUCAGAACCACAGGUCUGUCGUGGCGUUCCGCAUCCGGCCCCUAGAGGACAUGAAUGAAAUCACCUCACACAUGCUGGAGGUCGUCCAGGCACACAUGGCACUGGGAAAAUCUCCGAGCACGCCGUCUGCUGCUGGAGGGAUGAGCAGCAACAGCUCCAUGUCUCACCAAACCCCAGCAAUCGUAGCAGAAAGCCGCUCGGCUGUUAACCACGUGGCCAUUAAUGGGCUAAGCGCAAAUCAGAAUCAGGUGCUGAGUUUAAUCAGAGGCUGCCCAGACCCACAGGGCAUCAGCGUGCACGAUCUGAGGCACAGACUCAGCGGCAUCAGUCUUCCUGUCAUCAAACAAGCCGUGGAGUUUCUGAGCAACGAAGGUCACAUCUUCUCUACCAUCGACGAGGACCACUACAAAUCCACUGACAAUGAUGAGUAGUCGUCUUUGAGGAUUUAAAUAACUUAUUAGUAAAAGUCCCCUGACUCAGAGAUGAAACGAUUAAAGUGUUAACAGACACACUCUGAAUGUUUGACAUUCAGGUACUAAUGGGACUUUUGGUUCCCACAUCCUGUAUUAUCUGAGGUCACUUCUUGUUCAAGUUUCUCACUUAUGGCUCUGAUAGCAAUUAUUCCUGUUUCUUUGUAAGUAUCCCUUCUCCUGUUUUGUCAUUUUAAAGAUUUACAAUAAUUUUGUUUCACCCAUCUUUGUAAUUCAGCUUUUCUCAUAAUAAAAAUUAAAAAUUAUACAAAUCUA
Nothobranchius furzeri (turquoise killifish) is the source of this 1277-nucleotide messenger RNA. RefSeq names its product replication protein A2 (gene rpa2). Gene Ontology annotation, biological process: DNA replication; nucleotide-excision repair; double-strand break repair via homologous recombination. The record is from RefSeq and is a predicted model, not a curated record. Lineage: Eukaryota; Metazoa; Chordata; Actinopteri; Cyprinodontiformes; Nothobranchiidae. Gene Ontology annotation, molecular function: single-stranded DNA binding. Gene Ontology annotation, cellular component: nucleus; DNA replication factor A complex; site of double-strand break.